AUGGAGGAAGAUCAGAGCACCAAACGGGUCAAGAAGACUGCUUCUAAGAGAGGGACCAGAGGUGUGAAGGCAUGUGAGUACUGUAAGAGAUUAAAAGCUCGAUGCAUUCCGUCUCCAGUUGCUGGGAAAGUGAAAUGUUUAAGAUGCGACUCUCUAAAGAGACACUGUUCGUUUGAGGACUUGUUUGCUGGUAGUUCAUUGCCUUUAAAUGGACAGUCUGAUAUGUUUGGAGGAUCAGUUAAUGAGAAUGAGCAUGAUGCUGCGCAUUCGGAGCUUUUGAAAUCGCUCAUCAAGCUGGGGCCAGUAUCUCCAGGCGUGCUAAAUCUUAAUCUAAGGUAUACUAAGACCAUUCAUGAAAAUCUAUUGAAAGUGCUUUCCAUCUUGGAGAAUACUACUAGGAUAGAUAAUAAUACUCAGCAAGGUCAACGAAUUGUUAAUGCAGGAGCCAUUCAGCAAGAAACAAGUGUUGGAAAGGAUAUGAUAGCAUCACUUGAAAAUAGGGAAACGGGAGUCGAUGCUACUCUUAUAGAUGCGGUUGAUAUGAUUACAGGAUCAAUAUCGAAACCGGGAAAUAAUGGCGACGAGGUGGGGAGUGGUAAAAUAAACAAAAGCAUAGACACGUCACCUCGAAAUCAUUCUCUUGCGGACCAAAAUACAGCAUAUUUAUCUUCCUCGUACACACUUAUGUCCCAACUAGUACCAAAAGAUCAUCUACCAUUGUUGAUCAGAAAACUUCAUGACAAUUCAUUCACAGAAAUUGAGAGAACUUUGAACGAGGACAUAGUAACAAUGAAUAUUAUUACUCUAGAAGAGUCAUAUAUGUUGAUGCAAAGUUUCAGAAAUAGAUACUCAGACUGGUGCUCUUUCCCAAAAUCAGCUUCUACAGAGAAACUAGUCAGCAACAUAAGAUCGAAGAAUUGUACUUUACUCCUUACUGUUGCUUGUACUUUGGCAUUAAGAUAUACCGAUGAUUAUCAUGAUCUAAAGACAAGGUGUUACAAAAAUCUACUUCUAAAGCUUCGAUCAGAUCUAGAAAGUUCUUUGUGCUACGUACCUCAAACUAAAGAAUUCUUACAAGCGAUUGUAAUAUUAUCAUUGUACGCGUCAUCUUUUUCAAGUGACUUCCUAUGUGUUGACGCAUGGUAUCUUUCUGGUCUUGGAACUCAGCAUCUAUUAACGACAGGAGUUGCUGGCUCUUUGUUGAAUAGGAAAAAAGGUGGAAAUGAUGUUCUUGCUUCCGCUAUGAACUUGCUUGAUCCUGUGAUGCAGUCUAAUUUCGGUAAUAUGAACAAUAGUGUUUUUGAAGAAACGGAACAAUUUGAACAAUUGUCUACAUGUAGGUUAUGGAACCACUUAUGUUUAUGUCAUCUAAAUUGCUGCAUUGCCUCUGGAAGGAUGUGCACCAUUGAUGAUAGAAGGCUAGAUAUGUGUAAGGUAACAUUAGAUUUACCACACUCUACCAAUUUUGACGGAAGAAUGGUAGCAGAAAUUGAACUUUCAAGAAUUGUAUACAAGUUUAUUCAAAGCUUGGAAUUCAUAGACACCUCCUCGCGACAGCCAUUGGAUGAUGUAAUCAAAAAGCUACUGAAUUGGUUAGACAACUGGAAAUAUCUGUUUGCUCAACCUAUCACCCAAUUUGUAGAGUUCAAUUACCAUUAUGCAUUAUGCAUUGUUCACUAUUCAUGGUAUCAUAAGUUGUAUUCCUCAUCUUUAAACCAAGAUUCACCUUUACCAUCAUUUCUUCCAUCGUCUGGUGGCAGCAAAACGGAAGUGGCUCAUUAUUUGAAUCAAGCAUAUCCACUAAAAAAGGUUGUCAGAUCUAUACCGCAAGCUCAAUUGAACAUCAUUUUAGAUCAUGCGCAUAAAGGGUUAACUUCCAUAGUUAACUGUCCAUUUGACAAAUUCAAGUUUUUGUCGGAUCAUUUGGUAUUUUCUGGAGUUCAUUUAGCAUUGAUCUGUCUUCUGUUAUUGCAUGAAGAUUAUACUUUAAGCAAGAGUGUUGACAUAAUUCCAAUUCUUAGCGACGUUAAAAAACUAAGUCAGAGACUGCAGAAGAUUAGGGAAGGAGAACUUAAGUCCUUCUGGGUUGAAGAAGUUGAUCUUCGUAUACCCAGUGUCAUCCUUCAGUAUCAUAAAGCUAUCGAAGGCUAUCUCCUUGACAAAUUUUCAGCCUUUGAUAUUCAAAUAGAUCCCAAUUAUAUUUAG
Messenger RNA from Kluyveromyces marxianus DMKU3-1042, 2205 nucleotides. Its product is annotated as GAL4 superfamily family protein. Gene Ontology annotation, cellular component: nucleus. Gene Ontology annotation, molecular function: DNA-binding transcription factor activity, RNA polymerase II-specific; transcription cis-regulatory region binding; zinc ion binding. Bases 1 to 2205 code for a protein of 734 amino acids. Gene Ontology annotation, biological process: regulation of DNA-templated transcription. The transcript has a single exon. Lineage: Eukaryota; Fungi; Ascomycota; Saccharomycetes; Saccharomycetales; Saccharomycetaceae. The record is from RefSeq and is a predicted model, not a curated record.